CGCGGCCUGCUCCGAGGCUCGGCCCGAGCCGGGCUGCUGCUGCGCGGAGCGGGGCUGCGGGCGGGACGCCGGCCCCGGUGUGUUGGGGAGUUCGCUGCGAAUUUUGUUCUCGGCUGGUUAGAGAGAAUUGCAACGGCGCUGCGUUAUGUGGUCUUUUGUGCGAGCAUUUACGGCGCGGGUUUGUUUGACCGUUAUUGUUUUUUUUCACCUGUUCGCAGAGGUUUCUGCACAGCUGGAGGUGAUCGGCGUGCGGUGUCUCUUUGCCAUCCCAGCCGGGACGGGGUGCUGAGCUGCCCACGCUCCAUUUGCUCCCCUCCCGCAUUCCCAGCACUCAGCGUCUCUCUGUAGCGCCCAGGAAGGGUCAGAGGGACCCUCUGAGCUUCACCCCCUCCCGUGCGUCCUCCGAGCUGGGACAGUCACAGCUGGGUUAUGAUAGCGUAGGGUCCUAGGAGGUGUUCGCUGCCGGGGCCGACAGCCGUGUACGUCCGUCGUGUGUUUAUCAGGCAUUGCUGUGCCCCUCUUUGUGCUUCGAUGUUGUUCCUGCAGACUGAGGCGGCCUUAGCCUUGAGAUGUUCUGAGGUGAAGCCUCAGUUUGAGCUCUUGAAGGUGUAAGAUAAAUACAGAACAUUCUGGUUCGUGAUGUGCUUCUGUGAGUGAGUCCCAGGCUUCAGGCCUUGCAGCCCCCAGGUGCAGAGAUGGAAAUAAAUGACCCAAGUGUCACUGGAACCCUGGGGAAGGUCAUCUGUGUGUGUGGAAAUCUAUUUUGGGUUGAAAUAGGAUACCUCACAAAUGGGUGUCCCCAGUUAGAACUGCUGCGCAGCAACUCGAGAGCUCCGUUUUGCUCCGUCCCAGACUUCUGUUCCAUUCAGGUCCAUCACAGCUAAUGGGGCUCUAGCAGCUGGUGCAGGGACAGCUGUGUGGAGAAUGGGAGUUGCAGGUGACUCUUGAUGAACCUUUGUUUGGGUGAAAGAUGACCCUGAAUCUGUGUCUGCUUGUGACUAAUGUGUGUCCAGGUCCCUAAUCAUGUGUUCUGCCAUUGGCUCCUACUUUUUUUGACCCAAAUGUCAGUAGUGUGUGCAAACAGCCAUGCUGUGACUUGAGAUCAGAGUGAUGGAGCAGAACCAACCUGUGUGGAUGAGUUUCCAGCAGCACCUGCUCUGAUUUGGUGGGAUGUCUCCUGCGCAGUACAGGAACAUACUGAGGUAGUUGGUGUUUGUUUGUUCCAGUUUUGCCUUAGCCCAUGCUUUUGAUGCCAGCCAGCUGACUUGUGCAGUUGACACAAUAGAGGGGAGGGAUGCCAUCCAGAGCGACAGGCCAAGUGCAAGGUGUUGCACUUGAGUCAGGGCAAUCCCAGAUAUGAGUACUGACUGAGAGAAAAACUCCUCGAGAGCAGCCCUGUGGAGGAGGAGUUGUGGUUCUGGAGGAUUAAAAGCUGACAUGAGCCAGCAGUGUGUGUGUGCAGCCCAGAAGGCCAGCAGUAUCCUGAGCUGCAUCAGCAGAGGGGUGGCAGUUGAGUAAAGGAGGUGAUUGUCCCCCUCUGCUCUGCCCUUGUGAGGCCCCAUCUGGAGCACUGCGUCCAGGCCUGUGACCCUCCGUACAGGAGGGAUGCGGAGCUGUUGAAGUGAGUCCAAAGGAGAGCCACAGAGACGAUCAGAGGGCUGGGGUACCUCUCCUGUGAUGAUGGGUUGAGGAAGUUGGGCUUGUUUAGCUUUGAGAAGGGAAGGCUCCAGGGAGACUUCAUUGCGAUCUCACCAACUUUUUCCAGUCUGAUCGUGAUAGGACAAGGGGGAUGGCCUUGAAAUCUUAAGAUAGGUUUAGGUUAGAUGUUAGGAAAGAAUGUUUUUAUUCAGUGAGCUUCUGGAACAGUUUGCUCAGAAAGGUUAUAGAUGCUCCACCUCUGGGAGCAUUCGAGGCCAAGGUGGAUAGGAUCCUGUGCAGUCUGAUCUAAUGGUUGGCAACCCUGCCCAUGGCAGGAGAGUUGGAACUAGAUGAUCUUUAAGGUCUCCAUUCUGUGAUGUUCUUCUCUGUAGGACGAGCAGGUUGGUGCCAAAGCACAGGGCUUACAGUUGCGAGAAGAACAAUGAUGCUCUUCUUUCUCCCAACUCCAUCUAGCCUCAGAAUCUGGCCUGGCUCCCUGCAUUUUGGGGCUUCUACAGCACAUACAUCAGGCACUGGCUACUCAUCUGCCACCCACUCUUGGUCUUGCUUCUUGAAAAAGAGCACGGAGAAGGAGAGCACUCUGUGAGCUCAGUGUAAUGUGUGGAUUUCUGGAGCUGCACUGCUGUGUGUGUGUCCCCACCGUGACGCAGCAGUGCGGGCGGCUGUGUCACCAGGGCACAGUGCUCCACUCCAAGCAGAUAGUGAGGCCAGCAGGAAAGUGUGCCUGGGAUCAUCAGAGAUGAGCAAGCAAGGAAACAGUUGAGAGAGAGCACAAAGUAGAUGUAAAGGGAGUGCUUAGGGGCUGCGGCACGGUGAGGCCUGGCUCUGAGCACUGUGCUGGGGACUUCUUGUAUGACAUGGUGCUGUGCCUGCAAGUCACGGCUUCCAGCCUGUGCCUGUGGGGCUGGGCAGGAAGCCGCCACUGGUGCGUGCUGCAGUCUUUGUUCUGUGGCUGUUCUGUGUGGAGUGGAGCGUCCUUGCACACAGAAUGCAGGGAGCUGGGGUGACUGACCCACGUGGAGCCUGCCUGAUGCGGGCUGCCCUUGGAGCCAUGGUUGAAGCUUUGCUGCUGAGGGACUGGGGGUGGUUUUGCUGCUUUUCAGGAAGGUCAGCUUCUGAUGUUCCUGAGGCCGCUUCAGAGUGGGAAUCUCUCUGUGCCCCGGGCCAGUACUGCACUCGGUGAGUGGGCCUGAGCAGGGCCUCUUCCUGCCCAGGACUGCGUCCGGCUUCCCCAGGCUGGGAGCAGGAAGUGCCCUGCUGCUGGGAACAGCCUCCAGGGAAUGUGCUUUGAGCAGUGCAAAAAAUGCGGUGCUUGUUUUUGGGGCUGUGCCCAGAUUUACCCUGCAGGGGGGUGGUGGGGCUCUGGGGAGCACUGGGCCGUCCUUGGUUGUCAGCUGAGUCCUCAGGCACUGCCACACUGCAGGCAGGUCAGCGCUGUGGUGUUUGAAGAGAACUUCCCUAAAACAACAAGCUAUCUAAUGGAUGUAUUUAUAGAAUCUUGUUCCUUAAUUUAAUCUGCUUUUUCACUGUUUGUUUUUUAUUUUUAAGUUCAAAGGUGUGAUAGCAAAGAAACUAAACUUUGCAGGCGCCCGAGGGGGAGCUGAAAUGUAACUCAUGGUCUGCAUCAGCCCGAAGCUCUGCUCUGACCUGUUCCGAGUUCAGAAAAACAUUUACCAAGCACGCAGGCCGGUUCCUGCUGCUCUGCGCCAGCUCCAGCUGCAUCCCAGUGCCCCGCGGGUGAGAGCUGCCCCGCCGUGCCGCACAGCUGGGGUCAGCCGGGUGCCAUCCUGCAGGGUGCCAUGCUGGCUGGUGGCACCACCAGCAGGAGGCUUCGUGUGGGCCCUGACCGAGUGUGUGUUGGAUCAGUCCACAAUGCCUGAAGUGCGAGAUCUCUCCGAUGCCUUGCCUGAUGUGCCAAUGGAUCCCAUCACAGGCGUUGGCGUGGUUGCGUCCCGGAGCCGCGCGCCGACAGGCUAUGAUGUAGUUGCACAAACAGCAGAUGGCCUGGAUGCUGACCUCUGGAAGGAUGGCCUGUUUAAAUCCAAGGUCACACGAUACCUGUGCUUCACAAGAUCAUUUUCAAAAGAAAAUAGUCACUUGGGAAACGUCUUGGUUGACAUGAAGCUCAUUGACAUCAAGGACACCUUACCUGUGGGCUUCAUCCCCAUUCAAGAGACUGUUGACACACAAGAAAUAGCUUUCAGAAAGAAGAGGCUGUGCAUUAAGUUUAUCCCUCGAGAUUCUACAGAGGCAGCCAUCUGUGAUAUCCGAAUCCUGGGGAGAUCAAAGCAAGCCCCUCCUCAGUACACGUUCAUAGGGGAGUUGAACAACAUGGGCAUUUGGUAUCGGAUGGGCAGAGUUCCCCGCAACCAUGAAUCUUCACAGCCUGCUGCUCCUUCCCAAGCUCCAUCUCCAGCACCAGCUCCCAACCUGCCAAGGCAUAUCUCACUGACGCUUCCUGCUAGCUUUCGAGGCAAAAGUCACAGCCGCCUGGACUUGGAGCACCAGCACUCAAACCUGUAUGCCAUAUCAGCAAUGGAUGGAGUGCCUUUCAUGAUCUCAGAGAAGUUUGCCUGUGCUCCUGAAGGGAUGCAGCCAGUUGAUCUCUUGGGCAUCACAAUCAAAAGCCUUGCAGAAAUUGAAAAGGAGGGACUUUCUGAGCGGUUCUGGUGGGACGCAAAGGCUGAAAUCAGGUACAGCCUUUCCUGUGCUCUCAAGCUACCUGGGAGAGCGAAGGACACUGCAAGAGAUGUGACUGAGUUCAGGCACAGGACAUAAACCAUGGGAGCAGAGGAGUCACUGGCGGUCGGACCAGGAGCUGUGAGCCUUCUGAUGAGCUGCAAAGCUGGCUGCUCCUGGCUGCCUGUGGCUGCAGAGGUGAUGGCAUGAACCUCAUGAAGGUAAUUUGCUUUUGUUUGUGUUGGUUUUUAUCCUUGUAAACCAAUCUGAAAUGUCUGCUAAAUUCUAUGCUGCAAAGUAAAAAAAUCAGAAGUCAAAAUAUCUUGACUUCAGCAUUUUCUGGAGGGGAAAGGACCAUACAUGGCAAAUACACUGCUGCGCAGGCAGCGUUCCAAGUGUGUGUGGCAAUGAGUUCAGUACAAUAGAUGCAGGCAAAGUUAGUGGAACAACUCAUUUAUCCUCUAUGAAGUGCUCAGGCAGGGCCAGGAGCAGCUGGCAUUGCAGCAGUGUGCAGCAGGUGACAGCAGUGUGCAGCCUGAUCACAGCAUGCAGCUUGUGGGACUGUGGGGCACCUUGCAACUACAGCCACAGAACCCAUCUGCAGUGAUCUGAUAGCGGGGAGAGCCCUGGGCCUCAGGCAAGGCCUUCUCUUGGAGGGAGCAGUAGCUCUGGGGCUUGGUGCUGGCACAGCAUUGGGGUUUGGUGCUGGUGCAGAGAUUCUGGUAACUGUGUGGGCACAGAGCAACCCUGCUGGGCUCAAGGCUCCAUGGUCUCAUUUUUUACAAAUAUUAUAAACUGGGAUUCUGCAGAAGUAAACAGGGUUUUAUAAUCAGCUCUGAAAUACGGCUGUAUUUUAAGAGAGGCAGUUAAGGAUGGAUGUGUGAGUUACAGGGAAGGUGCAAUGCUUUUACGACCCAUGCUCUGCUCUGUGUGGCCCUGCUUCAUGCUCUCUUUGUCAAAUGCUGCUGCUGGCGAGCGAUUUAACAGCAGCGGGGGAAUGCGACUGGGAAGGCUGCAGCUCCAGUACCACUGCCAGCAUGGUCUGCAGGGCAGAGCUGCCUCCGCAGCAGGGUGAAGGCUCAGAGCGAGGCAGGAUGGGGACAGGAUGAUGCCCAGCAUGGGGAGGUGCAGGCAGCAGUGCAGGCAGUGCACAGCAGGGGCAGGGCUGCUCUGUUGGUUGGACAGGGGGUCCUGGCCCCGUGGAUCCCAGCGCAGGUGGUCCUGGCAGCUCUCUCCCUUUUGCAGGCACCCCGGGGGCACAAUGGACUUCUCGAUGGGGGAGAGGUUCACGUCACACCGUUAGAACUCAAGUUUGUUAUUCGUUCUGCUGUUAUUUUUCUGAACUUGACUCAGCGGUGGUGCACACUGUGACCUCUGGCAUCUUCUCUCACCCCAGCCAAUAUCCCCAUCUCACAUACUUUGAGCGCCCUUUGAAUUAAAGGAGAUUAAUUCCCAAGUUCCCGACAUGCUCUUCAGGCACAUGUUUUUAUAACCUCCUAAAGCAAGUGCCCCUGGUUCCGCCAAACUAGCUCAGCCCUAAGCUGCAGGCACUGGGAGCUACUGCUGGCCCCCAGGAGAGCACCCCGCUGCACGCACCCACGGCCUUCCUGCCGGCUGGGGAUGCAGCAGGCAUAGGCUGGCAGCAGCCGUGGGGUGCGAUGUCACAGGCUGCUGGGCUUUGUGCUGCUGUGGCUUUUGUUGUUGUUUGUUUUCUUUGCCUCUUCUCCCUCCUACAGCUUCAAGAAUUAACUCGCCCUGGGAAUAUCUCCAAAUCCUUUCCCUUCUUCGAAGUGAUGGAUAAGCCAUGUAACUGAUUGCCGUGGCCUCGGAGAGGGUAAACAUCUUCUGCAGCUUAAAAUGAAACUUUCUCACUCCUUGGUUAAUGAGUGUUGAAAGAAGCAUAAAUAGAAAUAACACAGGAUUUCCAUGACUAACAGGAUGACCGCAUCAGUGAAUGUUGUCGGGGUUAAAAAUGACUCAGCUUUUGCUUCCCCAGGGUAUGAUGUUUUAUCCCGCGGCAGGAAGGGCUGCCAGCAGCACUUUGAAGGUCUGGCAGAGCCGCCACGGCUUGGAUCGUGAACUGGGAAGUGUUUGAAUGCACUGGGAAAAAAAGGAAAGUCCUGAACUCUGCUCCAUGUGUGCAGAUUUCGCAAAGAUAAAGGAGCCCACAGCUUUAUCCAGCCAUGCUGACUCUUUUCUUUUCCAAAGCCUUUUCAGAUGUUUUCACUUUUCUGCUUGCUUUGUUGAAAGAUGUAAAAAUUUAAGACAACCACAAAGUAAACAUUUCAAAACUUUCUAUUCUGAAAAUUAGCGACAUUUUCAAAAUCCCCCAAAUUCUGUUUCUGCUUGAUCCAAAAUGAAGAUGUUUGGCAUUUCUUCGGUUGGCGGCAGAUUUUUGUUUGUUGAUAACCUUUCUUCUAUUUUUCCAAGAAAACAGAUCAGUUAUUCAGUAGAAACACCAGAUAAGUCGAUGUCUUGUCAAAAUAAAGCAGGUUUUCCUUAUUAGAGUGAAAUAGUAAUGAACUCAUCUGCUUCCAAUAUUUAUAAAGAGUAGAGAAGCCCAUUAAUUCUACUGCUUGUGAAUAAAACCAUCUGUGAUUUCUUUC
Molecule: messenger RNA, 6944 nt
Organism: Lagopus muta (rock ptarmigan)
Lineage: Eukaryota; Metazoa; Chordata; Aves; Galliformes; Phasianidae
Gene: MVB12B
Product: multivesicular body subunit 12B
Exons: 10
Coding region: 3274-4437 (387 amino acids)
Biological process (GO): viral budding; virus maturation; regulation of epidermal growth factor receptor signaling pathway
Cellular component (GO): ESCRT I complex; late endosome
Source: RefSeq, a predicted model, not a curated record